Messenger RNA from Linum trigynum, 2238 nucleotides. The record is from the annotation of a GenBank genome assembly. Lineage: Eukaryota; Viridiplantae; Streptophyta; Magnoliopsida; Malpighiales; Linaceae.
AAGUCACCAACUCCCUACCUUCAAUCAAGGAUACUCUAUCAACCUAGGCAGAUAUUCUCAUUCUAGGUUAAAGCAGAAACAACAGGAAUUUGAUCAGGAUUCAAGUCAUUCAAUCAUUAAAACCUCAAUCGAAUAUAAUCAAUCACAGAAUCAGUACUUGGGUUCAUACAAUCAAAGCCUAACAUACAAAUCUAGGGUUCUCCAUACCCAGAUGAAUGGGAGAACUACUCCAUGGAGAAGAAAGCAAAAGCAGAAUCAGACACGGAAUUCAUACUGCGAAGGACGGAUUCCGGCUCCUGGACGUUGAUUGGCACUUCUCCAAGCUCGAGCUGGCCUCCAAUGGUGUUGAAGAUCAAUCUAGGGCACUUGGGAACUCUUGCUCGUCACUUUCUCUCUCUAGGAAUCGUUCUAUCUCUCAAAAACUCGAAUCCCCCUCUGUUUGGCUGAAAAUCUGCUUAAAAGGGCAUCAGCCAAAGCACGGUCGAGGGCACGGCCGUGUAAUGCCUCAGCCCGCCCGUGCUUUGGCUAGUGUUAAUUACACGGCCAGUGCAUUGGGAGAAACACGGCCGUGCUUUGGUGGAACACGCCCGUGCUUUGGCAGAACACGCCCGUGCUUUGUUUUGGCCCUGCCCGUGUAAUCAGCUCAGCUCUCGGCAUAAAAAGCACGGCCACAGAACACGGCCGUGUACUGUUUUAGGUGUGCCCGUGUUUUGGCUCCAGCUUGACGAAAUGACCUCCGAAUGCCUCGAAACUCGCGCUUAGCCUUCCCUUUGACACCUGGGACCUGAAACAUGACAAAAUAGCACAACCCGGCGUAAAAUAGGCCAAAAUACACGACUAUGCCCCUCAAACGGAUAAGAACUAAGGGCGCAAAUAUGUGCAAUUACAUCGUUAUCAGUCUUCCUCUAUUCAUCAUCAACGGCGACAAGCCGAGUUGCAGAGAGACCAAUCAGCUGCUUAAGUGAAAUGAUUACCAGAAGAAGGAUGGGAAAAAGGGACUUGAACAGAUGUGAAACUCAGAAAGAAACACGAGCUAGCAAAUUGGGUAGUUGAUGAUUGCAUUUCACUCGCCAAAAAGCACUUUAAAACUAAUCCACAAACCUACCCCGCCAUGCCCAUGGCCACACAGAGGGUCCAACCCACAGUUUGUAAGCAGAACAAAGAGAGAGAGAGAGAGAGAGAGAGAGAGAGAGAGAGAGAGAGAGAGAGAGAGAGACAACAAUAGACUAAUCAGAGUUAUUAGUCAAUUGCAGCAGCUUUUCCCUCCAUCCCCAGAAAGAAGUCGGACGGAAAACAGAGAGACGCAGAGGACCUGGGUUGAUUCACUAACACAGGCAGCUAGGGAAUGAACGGGAUCAGUGAUCAUCAAAGGAAGAGAAAUCAAAGAAGCUCCCUCAACAGCAGAUCUACUCGUUUGUUUCCCGUCUUGAGCGCAUCUCACAUUAAUGCCCAAACCCAUUUGCAGCCCUGCCAGAGUCUCCGAACCCAACAAACAGCGCGACCAACACCAUCACCGCAGUCCCUCUGCCGGCGCCGACGCCCAAAAUUACCAACACCGGUUGAUGAAGAAACACAGGCCGAUGCUAUGGGGGGAGACGAAGCAGAGCAACAAACAGGUUCGGGUACGUAAUAUCUAAAGUUCGGAACCCACUCCUCCUAAGGUGACUUGUGCUGGGCAGAUCAAAGUCAGGCACCACCACAAGGCCGAUUGCAAGAGCUGACAGUCUGUUAUGCAAGAUCUUGAGAGAAUCCACCAUCAUCGAAAGCAGCAAAGUAAGAGGUCAUCAGCUACAACUAGCAAUUGGGCGGAGUCUCUUGGGUGCAAGAAGGAAGCCCUGCAUUUCCUCACUUGUCUCAGCAGGAGCAUCCGAUUCGAUCUCCAUCUCUGCUUAACCAAACCUCUGCCCUCCUCUGCUUUUUUCACCGAUUUCAGUAGCGCUUCAGUUUCUUUUACUUUCUGGGUCUGAUUGAAUUAACAACCUUUUUUUGGCUUCCCUCCAAAACAGUAAGCUUUCUAGGCACCAUCUGGGAAUGGGAAAUCCAAUCCUGAUUAGGAUUCAAACCCAGGAAUUGAAUGCAACAUAAAUUUUUGUCGGGUGCAUAGGUGACACACAUUUGUCUACACGAAUAUGUCCUGUCAAGUGGCAGCUCUGUCCCUCCAAAAUAUGGGAGUUUGAGUUACAUAAGAGAAGUAUCUCAUUGGGAUUUUAACUCCCCAAAUGAAUUAGUGCAUUGUGA